Messenger RNA from Scomber scombrus (Atlantic mackerel), 1464 nucleotides. RefSeq names its product neuronal acetylcholine receptor subunit beta-2-like. Gene Ontology annotation, molecular function: transmembrane signaling receptor activity; acetylcholine-gated monoatomic cation-selective channel activity. The transcript is spliced from 6 exons. The record is from RefSeq and is a predicted model, not a curated record. The coding region runs from base 1 to 1464 and encodes 487 amino acids. Lineage: Eukaryota; Metazoa; Chordata; Actinopteri; Scombriformes; Scombridae. Gene Ontology annotation, cellular component: postsynaptic membrane; neuron projection; synapse. Gene Ontology annotation, biological process: signal transduction; chemical synaptic transmission; nervous system process.
AUGUCUACCUAUUCAUCUGCCUUGUGUGCAGAGGUGGAGGAGCGGCUGGUGAGUCACCUGUUGUCAUCGGACCGCUACAACAAGCUGAUCAGGCCAGCUGUCAACAACAGCCAACAGGUCACCAUUUACAUCCAGGUGUCCCUCGCCCAGCUGAUCAACGUGAACGAGAGGGAGCAGAUCAUGACCACCAACUGCUGGCUUACUCAGGUAUGGAAUGACUACAGAUUAAUGUGGGACCCUGAAGAGUACGAGGGAAUAAAGAAAAUCCGUCUCCCGUCACAACACAUCUGGCUGCCAGACAUUGUCCUCUACAACAAUGCUGAUGGGACCUAUGAAGUCUCCUUCUACUCCAAUGCUGUGGUAUCCAACAAUGGUGAGGUGGCCUGGCUUCCACCAGCUAUCUAUAAGUCAGCCUGCAAAAUUGAAGUCCGUGACUUUCCCUUUGACCAGCAGAACUGCACCCUCAAGUUCCGCUCCUGGACCUAUGACCACACUGAAAUUGAUCUCAUCCUGCUCAGUGAUUUUGCCAGUCGUGAUGACUUCAAACCCAGUGGUGAGUGGGAUAUCGUUUCUCUGCCUGGACGCAAGAAUGAAGACCCCAACGACAUCAGGUACCUGGAUAUCACCUAUGACUUUAUUAUCAAGAGAAAACCUCUGUUCUACACCAUCAACCUGAUCAUUCCCUGCAUCCUUAUCACAUCUCUGGCUAUUCUGGUGUUUUACCUCCCAUCAGACUGUGGUGAGAAGAUGACCCUCUGCAUCUCUGUCCUCCUGGCCCUUACUGUGUUUUUACUCCUGAUCUCAAAAAUUGUGCCACCUACGUCUUUAGCAGUGCCUCUGAUUGGGAAGUAUCUGAUGUUUACGAUGGUGCUGGUCACCUUCUCCAUCGUCACCAGCGUUUGUGUGCUUAAUGUGCACCACCGGUCCCCCAGUACACACACCAUGCCUCCUUGGGUUAAACGCAUCUUCCUGUACCGACUCCCUUCCUACCUCUUCAUGCGCAGACCUGGAAGCUCCAACAUCCGUGAGAAAUUUCGGAAAAAACACCAGCAGCGAUCAUACUCCGACCACAAGCUACGUGGAGCGGAUGGGGGGACCGAAAGUUCUGCAGGAAUGGCCGAUUCUUCCUCGUCCUUCUUUGUCAACGAGGAGUCGGCCAAACGCUAUGGCUGGAAAAUCAGCGAUAUGUCAGAGAACACAGAGUUCAGGAAGAGGAUGACGCUCAAGUGCAACAUUGAUGUGGAGGAUGCAGUGGAUGGCGUGCGCUACAUUGCUGAGAAGAUGAAGAGUGAGGAUGAUGAUGAAGGGAUCAUUGAAGACUGGAAGUACGUAGCCAUGGUGAUCGACCGUCUCUUCCUGUGGAUCUUUGUGUGUGUGUGUGUGGUUGGGACGCUCGGCCUCUUCAUGCAGCCUCUGUUCCAGAGUUACAACACCCCCAUUAUUGAUGACAUGGACCAUAACUGA